AUGCGUCUUUCCUCCUUUCUGGCCGUGUUCAGGCCUGCUUUGCCCCUCAUCCUGGGGCUGUCUCUUGGAUGUAGUCUGAGCCUUUUGAUGGUUUCGUGGACACAAGGGGACACCGAUGACUCUUGUGGGGAUGAACUGGGCAACGGGAGGCUCUUCCUGGGCAGAGGAGAGGCCCAGAGAGACUCCAGAGAUGGAGCAGGAGAAGAAGACUUCCAGCCACGUAUCGUGCCCUAUCACAAGGAUCCAAACAAGCCCCACAAGAAGGUCCUCAGGACCCGGUAUAUACACACUGAAUUGGGCAUCAGAGAGCGCCUGCUGGUCGGUGUUCUGACCUCUCGGGCCACCCUCAACACGCUGGCCGUGGCCGUGAAUCGCACAGUUGCCCAUCACUUCCACCGCACCUUCUUCUUCACGGGCCUGCGUAGCCCCAAGGUGCCUCAUGGGAUGACCGUUGUAGCCCAUGGGGACGACCGCCCAGUGUGGCUGAUGUACGAGACUGUGCGUCACCUCCAUCAGCACUAUGGCUCGGACUAUGACUGGUUCCUGUUGGCCCAGGAUGACACUUACAUGCAAGCAGAUCGUCUUUCUGAGCUGGUGGGUCACCUCAGUGCAGGCCAGGAUUUGUACAUGGGCAGAGCGGAGGAGUUUAUUGGUGGAGAGGAGAAGGCCCGCUACUGCCAUGGGGGCUAUGGCUAUCUGCUGUCUCGCAGUCUUCUGGCUCGUCUGCAGCCGCACCUCGACACCUGCCGUAAUGACAUCCUCAGCGUGAGACCUGAUGAGUGGCUGGGCCGCUGCAUUAUUGAUUACCUGGGUCUCAGUUGUGUGGAGGUGCACCAGGAGAUGAGUUAUCGUUAUUUUGAACUUGGGAAGAAUGCAGAUCCAGAGCGUGAAGAUAGCGUACAGUUUAAAAACGCCUUCACAGUCCAUCCUGUAUCUGAACCGAAUCUGAUGUACCGCCUGCACAAACGCUUCAGCAAGAUCGAGCUGGAGCAGACGUACCAACAGAUUCAACAGCUGCAGAUGCAGAUCAACAACCUGAGUGACCUCACACCGGAGGGUAAGGCCGGAGUAACGUGGCCUAUCGGAAUCAACCCUCCCUUCAAGCCAAGAACCCGUUUUGAGGUCAUUAACUGGGAGUACUUUACUGAAGAGCAUAUUUACUCAUGUGUUGACAGCUCCCCUAAGUGUGAGAUGAGAGGGGCUGACCGUGCAGAUGUUAACGCAGUUUUAGAGAUCGCCGUGGAGCGUCUUAACGAGCGAUAUCAGCCUCAGCUGCGCUUCCGCAAGCGCCGUCUUCUCAACGGUUACCGGCGCUUUGAUCCCACGCGUGGUAUGGAGUAUGUGCUGGACCUCGCACUUGAAGCCUACACCCAGAAAGGCCACAGUCAAGUCAUUGCCAAACGUGUUAACUUGCUGCGGCCUUUAAGCGCAGUUGAGAUUAUCCCCAUGCCUUACGUGACUGAGGCUACACGGGUGCAGGUCAUCCUCCCUGUCACAGCUCAGGACCAGGACUUUGUUGGGAACUUCCUCGACAUGUACGUGAUGAACACUUUAGACACCCAUGACAACGUUUUACUCACGUUCCUGUUCAUCUACGAUCCUUUUGACGCCCAGCGAGUCAGCCAGACUGAUGUGUUCGCUGGUGUCAAGGCCAUGAUCGGGGAGGUGGAGAAGCGAUAUGGUGACGUGAAGAUUCCUUGGAUUAGCGUUAAAACGGAGGUGCCUUCACAGGUCAAACUAAUGGACAUCAUCUCCAAGAAACACCCAGUGGACACACUGUUCUUCCUGGCCAGCGUGUGGACCGAGGUCAAUGCAGACUUCCUAAAUCGCUGCAGAAUGAACGCCAUCAGCAACUGGCAAGUCUUCUUCCCCAUCCACUUCCAAGAGUACAGUCCUGCCGUUGUGUACCGCGACCAGCAGCCCUCUGCAGCCUCCUCCUCUUUUGCAUCAGAGUCACUGCGAGACGGACACUUCGACCGCCACGUAUUUGAAGAGGCCUGCUUUUACAACGCGGACUACAUGACCGCUCGCAAGAUGGCUGCAGACAUCUUGGACAAUGAGGAGCUGCUGGAAAGUAUGGACGUGUACGACAUAUUUGUGCGUUACUCCGGGCUCCAUGUGUUCAGAGCUGUGGAGCCGGCGCUGAUCCAGAAAUACGUGCGGCGAACCUGCAAUCCAAGGUUCAGUGAGGAUAUCUACCACCGCUGUGUCCUUAGUAACCUGGAGGGUCUGGGGUCACGCUCACAUCUGGCCAUGGCUCUUUUUGAACAAGAGCAGGCCAACAGCACCUAGACACCUGGCCUUAGGAAAGUGUCGCUGCCUUAAACAUACCGCCUGGACUGAAGAACUCAUGGAAAAUAAUGUGAAUCAUAUUAUGGAACUUUUGUGAUCCAUAGACUGCAAUCCUUACCUUUGUGUUUGGCAGAAAGUCUUCAAAAUUUCAGCUCGAGACCAUCAAUGUGUUGCUCAUGGACACCUCAACAGAGCAAACACAUACUGAAGCUUUAUCCUCGCGCCAAAAAAAUGUUCAGCUCGAAACGUUAGAAUGCUUUUAUUCAUGAGCCUCUAACUUUGCUUCUGUCAUGCUUCUGACAAAUUAUGAGUCAUAAAGAUGACUUCUUGCACAACUCCUUGAACGUGGACUACUUGUAUUCCGGCCCUGGAUGUAUUCUCAUGGGAGCCGAGCAACAGUAUUUAUGCUAUCAAUUUAAAAGAGAAUGAUCAGAGGUUUUGUCUUGAAUGAAUAAAGGAACAAAGGGUUCACUGUUUAUUUUGAACUGAAAGAAAACUCAAAUCUUUCUCGGUGAAGAUUUAGGGGAAAAAAAAAUACUGGAAACAAGCUGAAGCUGCCUUUUCUUGUAAGUGUUAAUUUUUAAAAAAGUAUUAAAGAGUGAUAUUUCUGUU
Labrus bergylta (ballan wrasse) is the source of this 2904-nucleotide messenger RNA. RefSeq names its product chondroitin polymerizing factor 2 (gene chpf2). Lineage: Eukaryota; Metazoa; Chordata; Actinopteri; Labriformes; Labridae. Gene Ontology annotation, molecular function: glucuronosyl-N-acetylgalactosaminyl-proteoglycan 4-beta-N-acetylgalactosaminyltransferase activity. Gene Ontology annotation, cellular component: Golgi cisterna membrane. The record is from RefSeq and is a predicted model, not a curated record.